Messenger RNA from Serpula lacrymans var. lacrymans S7.9, 1391 nucleotides. RefSeq lists its product as uncharacterized. The record is from RefSeq and is a predicted model, not a curated record. The coding region runs from base 43 to 1284 and encodes 413 amino acids. Lineage: Eukaryota; Fungi; Basidiomycota; Agaricomycetes; Boletales; Serpulaceae. The transcript has 3 exons.
AGUCUCCUUCAGUGGUCCACUCCAGAGCGCCGUACGGAAGAUAUGUCCAGACCAUUGUCCAUCAUUCCCAACGAGAUUUACCUUGAGAUAUUUGACAACAUCCUGCCUUUGGACUACGUCACGAAAUCAGACUACUAUAACACUCUGUCUAGAAUGGCCGUCGUCUGUCGUUUCUUUGCUUCCGUCGCGUUACCACGCAUAUUCGGGUCUAUCACAUUCAGUCCCCUGGAAGCUAGCAACUGCAGUCGGAUGAGCAAGUUGUCCAGGCAGAUUAUCGAGGGCGUUGAACCUGGCGCGUCGAUUGCGCUCUAUGUUAAAGAAUGCUUCAUUGAGCACUUCCUAGCAGACAUCGAGCCUGAUUUUUUCCGCUCAGCUUUCCUCUCGCUUUCUUCAAAAGCAAUGGCUCGGAUGUCCAACAUUGUAUCAUUAACCAUUCAUCAGACUCCCAUCCAAGAUCAGCUCCUAUCAUCCAUAUCAGACCUAGUCAACUUAAAGUCCCUCGUCUUCACCGAAUGUCACAUAUCUGCAAUGCAAUUGACGACAUUAUCAUUGCCUAGGCUGACAAACUUCGAAUUGACCAUGUGCAGCUAUACAGACACAGACGGUUUUGCCAAACGGAUUGCAUGUCCUGCUCUCAAUGUCCUCAAGGCUGACAUACUGUUUGCAUCUGAGCUCCCCACCUCGUUCUAUCGACACGUCAAAGAGUUACACCUCUCAUCUAACCCCGAGGAUACUUCAACAAACCCAAGUAGUCCCUCUAUCGCUAUUACUCAAAUUUUGUCACAUUGCGCCUCCCUCACUCACUUGACUCUUAUGUCCUUUGCAUCAGUGACACCUAUAUGGGAUAUCUCGUUAGAUAUACCUGUCACUCUCGGUAUACUGCCUCCCCCAUCACUUCAUUCUGUUGAAUUUAGGCCCUGUAAGAGUAUCAAAAAAGUUGAUACUGUUAUUAGGGUCCUCCGCUUAUGUUCCGGGAACGCCCAACUCUCAGAAUCACUUCGACGUCUUUCACUCGUUUGUCCUUACUGUUCAUUGGAAAAGUGGACACUCGAUAUCCACUAUCAGCGCGACCACAUCAUCCCUUCCGUCUGCCAAGGCAUGCCGAAUGUCUCUUGUAUCAGACUCGACAAGAUCGAGUGGCGGCGUGAGGCAGAAAGUGGUGUUUGGCGCCCUGGUAUAGCACGCCUUCUGCCGUGUCCUGAAUAUAAUAGGAAUUUCAAUAACUGUAUGGUUCAUAGUUUGGUUUGUUUAGGCGUACCUCAUUGGCCGAACCUGGCUGAGUAGUCCCUUCAAUACCCCCAGAAUGUUAUUAUUUGAUUGAACGAUAUCUAUUCGUAGUUAGGGUCAACUGUUCAGUAGCAGAGAGCUUUGAAUUGAAGUUGAAUACAAGU